CCAGUCACCUAACUAGUCCCUUAUCGGUGCAGGGUGGGUAGUAAAACGUGUAAGGUUCUGUAGACAGUUGUUAUAGACAGGAUCCAGAUUGUAGUGGACAUUAUCCAGCCAUUUGAACUUUGAAACACCCAGUUCCAAUACCGCCGUCGUCGAGGUUGCUGGUUGAAAUGUUAGCUUUUUGUCUUCAUUAGCCACUCGCAACCGGGGCCCACUGGUUCUGACCUAGAUCACGGUGGACGUUUCCGUUGUGCGAGGCGGGCCGAAGCAGCUGAUUCAAACUGAGUUAGUUCUUUCCCGGCCAGAGACAUGGAUCAUGAUUUUAGCCCAGACGAAGAGAUCGAUAUAUCGGAUCCGAACCCCAAGAACCAGAGGACGCAGAGGAGCCUCACUGUGCUGACCACGAAGUUCAUGGAGUUAAUUCAAGAAGCCAAAGACGGUGAGCUGGACCUCAAAGAUGCCAUACAUAUAUUGACUUCUGGGCAGAGGAGGCGAAUCUAUGAUAUCACAAAUGUACUGGAGGGCAUUGGUCUGAUUGUAAAAAUAGACAAGAGGAUCAUAAAGUGGGUGGGUGAUGUAUCUUAUAAGUUAACAAAGAGACUGAGAGAGUUAAUGUCAGAGUUGGAGGAUUUGGAGCAGAAGGAAUUCAUGCUGGACCAGCAUAAACACUCGGUGGAACAGAGCAUCAGGGACAUUACAGAAGACUGCAGUAAUCUGACCUAUGUGAAUCACGACGAUAUUUGCAACUGCUUCAGUGGCAACACACUUUUAGCCAUACGGCCGCCAUCUGGCACGCAGCUAGAUGUCCCCAUUCCCAAAGCUGUCCAGGACGGCCCAGUAAAGUACCAGAUCUAUCUCAAGAGCAGCAGUGGACCUAUAGAUGUUGUACUACUGAACAAAGGCUCUGUCAACUCGGUUCCGUUAGUAUUGCCAGUUCCGCCACCAGAGGAAAUGUUGCAGAGUGCCAUGUUAGCCAUGUCUGCUUCAAACGAUACACAAAGCAGAAACACACAUUUACAAGCUUCACCUGAUACUACAAAGAUGCCCACGGAGGACAUGCACCCUCUCCAAUCACGGCCAUUUUUAAAGACAGAGCCGGACAGUGCUGCCGCAUCUAAAUGGCCAGAUUUCUCCAAGGAAUUGAGAAACCUACUAGACUCACCCAAUGAAAUAAUGAAUGCAAAUAUCAUCACAAAGCUUGUGGCCUCUCAGGUUCUUUCUCCACUCCUUCAUCUGUCUCCGCCUCCUUCUGACCAUAAACCCAUCUAUAACCUGGACGACAGUGAAACCCUCUGUGAUCUCUAUGAUGUUUCUGUUCUCAAUGCUUGACUGUGAACAAUGUGCUGCCACUGCAAAAGUAAAUAUUUUACUGUAAAAAUGUACAUAUACUCCUUUUUUAUAUAUUUGACCAUACCUAAUAAAAAGGAAUGAACCUUUAGCCCGUU
Molecule: messenger RNA, 1442 nt
Organism: Betta splendens (Siamese fighting fish)
Lineage: Eukaryota; Metazoa; Chordata; Actinopteri; Anabantiformes; Osphronemidae
Product: transcription factor E2F4-like
Exons: 10
Coding region: 307-1326 (339 amino acids)
Biological process (GO): regulation of transcription by RNA polymerase II
Cellular component (GO): RNA polymerase II transcription regulator complex
Molecular function (GO): DNA-binding transcription factor activity, RNA polymerase II-specific; RNA polymerase II cis-regulatory region sequence-specific DNA binding; protein dimerization activity
Source: RefSeq, a predicted model, not a curated record